This is a messenger RNA of Coffea eugenioides, 744 nucleotides long. Its product is annotated as probable O-methyltransferase 3. NCBI's taxonomy places the organism in Eukaryota, Viridiplantae, Streptophyta, Magnoliopsida, Gentianales, Rubiaceae. Gene Ontology annotation, molecular function: protein dimerization activity; S-adenosylmethionine-dependent methyltransferase activity; O-methyltransferase activity. The record is from RefSeq and is a predicted model, not a curated record. The transcript is spliced from 3 exons. The coding region runs from base 1 to 744 and encodes 247 amino acids. Gene Ontology annotation, biological process: methylation.
AUGGAAAAGGUUGAGAAUCUUGUUGAGCUUCGUGAAGCUCAAGACUAUGCAGGGAGCCAAAUAUUCAAUUUCAGAAAAUCUCUAAAAUGUGCAAUUGAAUUGGGAAUCCCAGAUGUCAUUGAUCAACAUGGGAAGCCCAUCACGCUUUCUGACCUGAUUUCUACCCUCCCAAUCAACCCUUCUAAAUCUAUCCACAUCCAUCGCUUAAUGCGAGUCUUAUCGAAUGCUGGCUUCUUUGUCCAGCAAAAUGAAGCACAUGGGAAAAACUUCUGGUCUUAUGCUGCUGCAGAACCUCAAUUUGGGAAAAUCUUUAAUGAAGCCGAGGCUGAUGACUCUAGUUUAAUUGUUGAGGUGGUGAUGGCCCAAUGCAAGUCUGUGUUUGAGGACCUGACAUCUUUAGUUGAUGUUGGAGAUGGCACUGGUGAAUUUGCUGAGGCCAUUGCCCAAAAAUUUCCCAACUUAGAAUGUCUUGUAUGUGAUCUCCCACAAUUGGUGGCCAACCAACAGAGAACUGAGAACUUGGACUUUGUUGCAGGAAAUAUACUAGAGAUGGUACCUCUUGGUGAUGCAAUCUUACUCAAGAAGCAACCUGCAGGUAGUGCUCCCUGCUAUAUAUUCCGUCAAUCAAAAACCCAAAAGACUUGUAAAAUUAUCCCAAAGAACAGAAUGCAUAUAAGAAAAUAUGCUAUGAUGCAAAAAUCUAGAAACAUCAAACUUGAGCAGCACCGUGAUUAUGAGAACUGA